AUGGAGCUGAGUCUGGUGCAGAGACUGUUACUAAUAGGAAUAUUAACCUCUGAAAUAUGGACCCAAGAGAGACCAGGACCCAUGAGUUCGGAGUGCCUGGGGAACCUUUUACGUAUAACGCUGAGUGCAGAAUACUUUAAGGACAAAUACUUAUCUUUUUCUGUUGUUGAUCAAUCUGGCAUAGCCUGGGAGCUAGAUGAGACCAUGGCAUCACAGUGUGGCUAUACAGUAACUUACAGCAAUUGGAGUAAGAUCGAGUUUCGUGCUUCUGCACUAAGCUGCCAUUCUCACUUAGAGAAAGAUGUGUUCGUAGUAACUAUACAAAUCAAAGCAUCUCAUACUCCUGAUAUGAAAAAUGCUACAACUCAUCUGAAAAGUGCAAGUUGCUAUUACGGUCCAUGGAGUCCGAGAGAGUUAGUAUGUGAAAGUAACUACAUGGAGGUUUCUGUCAGGCUGGAGGUUCCACAGACUGCAAAAGACUUCAUUCAAGAUGAACCUGAGGACUGGACUCUUCCCUUUCCAGAGGCAAAAGCAGGAAAAGCCUCAAUAUGGCAUAUAGUGUUUCAUCAGCCAGAAGAAAAAAAGGCUCUGCUUGUGAGCGAUGCUUGGAGUGCAGGCUAUGGACUCAACACCACAGACACCAGGGUUCUGCUGAGAAUACCAUACACUGCUGAGCAAAUUCAGCUGGUCGAGGAUCAGGGAAUUACCUUUUCUGCAGUGAGAUCAAGUACGUUUUACAAACAGCGAUGGAUGAUCCUGAUGGUGGAUACUGCUGUGGCAUGUCCUGUAGAUGGUGUGGACUACACUAACAAAACAAUCAUCUGGACUGUUCCAAAAUAUAUUCAACCACUCUCUACUGGAGCAACUAGCUUCAAGGAUGUGCUUGUUGAAGCUGGUGUGGAUCUACACAAACUCUCUGCCAAAGAAAUGGCUUCCAGGAAAUAUGUGUUAUCGAAUGACUUAAAUGCAAUUACAAUGAAGAUACCAAUAGGUGCAGAAGGUGGCUAUUACAAGACUUCUGUGAGCAGUGGGCAGCAUGGGGCAAAAUAUACCAUCAACCUGUUCUUGGAACAUCAAUGGGAAGAUAACAAAUGGGGACUAACCAAACAUACUAUCAUCAAGGAAAUAGAAACACCAUUUGAACAAGUAGAACUUGCUAUAACCAACAACUCAAAUCUGAGUGCAAGGCUAAUGAAUGUGACAGUGGGAACGUUCCUCCCAGAUGUGGACCUUGUGAACUUAACCAUUGAGGGGGCAGCUGUUGCUGUACCUGAAGCUGUUCAGCAUGGAUAUCUAACAUAUGAGAUCAGAUAUGCUAAUGGAAGUAAAGCCUACAUAAUACAAGCCCCACUUGAUGCACCAAGCAUUAAGAAAGAGUACGCGAGAGCUGACAUGAGAGCAUACACCCUGAAUGUCACACUUGCGUUCAUAACCCACCCAACAAGUGAGACCUUCACUGUCCCAGUCACAAUAGUGUCUGCUGUUAAAGAUGCAGUACUACCCAGUGCGAAAGGAUUUUGUGAUGGGAGGAACUUUCAUCUCAUUAUCACUCAUGGGAAUGUGGACCAAAAUUGGCUACCCUUCAUCUCAGACUGGCACAUGACCCCAGAAGCUGUGCAGAAGUACAACUACAGCCUGAGGGACAAUGGCACUCACUUGGCAAUCUCUGUCCCUUUCCUUUCUUCCCAUGUGAACUAUGAGGAUUUUCAUACCUCUGGAAUAAAGGCUUCACUUCACUUGACCUUGAAGGAUGGCAUUACCUUGGCUAAUAGGAGGGACUUCUCAAUUUCCUGCAGAUUUUCACCUUCAGAGCUAAUACAGUGCCUGCCCAAUGGCACUGUGGUUAUUACUGCAGUAAAAUUGGUAGGAGUUGCAGACCUGGACACCAGCCUGCUUGUCUUGAGGGACAGACAGUGCAAACCCACUCUAGUGACAGAGAAGACUGCAACCUUUAAGUUCAGUGUGAACACUUGUGGAACAAGUAGAAAGUUCAACAGCACAACUAUGGCAUAUGAAAAUGAUGUACUCUAUUUCAGACCUGGCAAUGAUACACCAGUAUACCAACUGAAAUUUGUAUGCUGGUAUGCAAUCAAGCAGACAGUUGAUGUCCAAUAUGAAUCUAAGAAGAACCCACCACCCAGUAUUAAGCCAGGGUUUGGCUCUCUUGCUCUUUCGUUGAAGCUUUUCAAAGAGAAAUCCUAUUCAGAGCCCUACCAGGAAUUGGAAUAUCCUGUAGUAAAAUAUCUGAGGGAGGCACUGUAUUUUGAAGUUGAACUGCUCCAGCCUAAAGAUGUGAGACUGGAACUAAACCUGGAUGACUGUUGGGCUACGAACUCCCAAAGCCAGGAUAGCAUUCCACAGUGGCCCAUCCUUAUAAAUGGGUGUGAAAACAGCAAAGACUCCUACAGAACUAUCUUCCAUGAAGUUAGUUAUAGCCUCAGAGUAAAAUUUCCUCAGCACCUAAAGAGAUUUGAAGUGAAGAUGUUCACCUUUGUACAAGGCACAACUCUGUUACAAGAGCAGCUGUAUUUCCACUGCAGUGUGGUGAUCUGCAGCACGAUGCAAGAGCCUUCAGGCUUUCUUUGUCCAAGGAGAUGCAAUCCUGGGAAACACAGACUUGACCGCAGUGCAGAACCACGUCCACAUGGGCAAGUGUCAUCUGGAGCAGUGCUUGUUAGGAAGGAAAACAACUAG
This is a messenger RNA of Harpia harpyja (harpy eagle), 2694 nucleotides long. RefSeq lists its product as uncharacterized. The coding region runs from base 1 to 2694 and encodes 897 amino acids. NCBI's taxonomy places the organism in Eukaryota, Metazoa, Chordata, Aves, Accipitriformes, Accipitridae. The record is from RefSeq and is a predicted model, not a curated record. The transcript is spliced from 21 exons.